UUUGAAACCUACUCUGUGCUGGGAAAAAAAUAUAUUGUUCAACAGCCUAUACUUAAUGAACUUGUUGUUUCCUGAUAAAGAAAAAAGAUCGACAUUGUUCUUUCCCUUCUAUUUUAAAAUUCAGCUACUAUUAGUGUUCUCACUACUAGAAAGUUUAUAGUUAUUGGUAUUGUUUCAGGCUGUAACAAAGGCAAAGUUGGGAUAUGAUCCCCUGGAAGUGAAUCCUGAGGAUAUGGUUCGUUACGCAAUGGAAAAGCCACAGGUAAGAGUUUAGUUUUUUUUUUUUCAGUUCCAUUACACAAUCUUUAGUGAUUGUUGGUUUUUUUUUAUCAUUAUCAUUUGCUUUCAAUCCAUGUGUCUUGAAUAGGAGAUUUUAGUCUGCAUUCUUUUAGUGCCUUUUCUUACAAAUAUUCUCUCAUUCAAUAAGUGAUGAAUUUGCUUACCUAGAUUUUGAGCCUUUGGUAUUUAUUUUGGAAAGAAAUCUCUCCACAUCCCAUUAAAGUGCAAGUUUCUGCGAGAUUAGUUGCUGAAGAAAAGGUUUUAAACACUUAGUGGUGUGUUGCAAAGGUGGGGCCUAGUUUUUGUAACCUUCUUGGUUUAUUAAAGCUGGAAGUGGAGAAGAAAAGAGAUCAAAGCACUUCUGUUUUUGUUUUCAUUCAAACUUUUUAAACAAAAUAAAACUAGGGCCAAAUAUAGAUAGACUCAGCAGAAAAUAAAUCAGUCUUACAAACUAGGAACAAAAUUAGAGAAAAAAUUUGAAUUAAAAAAACUAAGUCUGAGAUAUACUAUCUAAACCUACAGAUAAAUUUGACAGCCUUAGAAUCCUAAGGCUGCUCUCUCUGGAAUCUCUCAGGUGAUAUCAUAUUAUUUGUGUUUCCUUUUAGUUAGAAUUCAAUUUGUUUUUGUACAUUAUAUGAGAAACAUUUCUAAUGUCUAUGAAACUUGUUACAUAUGAUGGCCUCAUAUUCUGUUUCUGAUGCUCUGUUUCAACUUAUUACUUGUAUAUGACCUAUGUUCAUCCGUUCAUUUUCUCUCUUGCGACUAUUAUCCCGAUGUCACCAGAUGAGGUCCUGUGCAAGGGUAGUGGGACCCUCUGUGAAAUGCUUCUAAUGGUCCAGGCAUACAAGGCAAAUGUUAUUUGCCCUAACAAACACCAAUCUGAAUCAGAGAAGUUUCAUAAUAACCGUCUUCUUGAAAGCAAGACAUAUAUAGGUGGUCAUGUGGAAUGCCUUGAAAGUGGAGUUUUUAGAUCUGAUCUUUUAACUAGUUUUAAGCUUGAUCCAUCUGGAUAUCAGCAACUGAUUGACAACCUUGAUCGUGAUCUGUAAUAUGCUAUAAGAGUUGAGGGUAAGAUGGACUUGGAUUCCGUAUCUAAUUAUGAUGAAGUGAGGAGUUCUAUCUUUGAAAAGGCUGAGCUUUUCGACAAGUUUCUCAAUGGCUCAACCUUAGUGGAAUGCUAUUCAGCUGUUGCUUCUGUUGCCAACCGCUGGCUUGAUCUUCUUGAUAAUCAAGGAAAGGAUAUUGCGGACAGUGAGUUGCUCGAUUAUAUAUCUGAAUCAAGUACCAUGAGUAAGUCUCUAGCAGACUACCAAAGUCAUCAUCGACAUUCACAAUAAGUUCAGGCAGAGAAAAGGAGGCUCUCAUGCAAUGAUCCCAAAGUGAAGAAUAGGAAGAAUGUCAAGAAAAAUGACAUUAUUGAGUUUUCAAUGACCUAAAAUAAUGUAUAGAUAUUUUUUAUUUAU
This is a messenger RNA of Humulus lupulus (European hop), 1742 nucleotides long. RefSeq names its product DNA polymerase epsilon catalytic subunit A-like. Gene Ontology annotation, biological process: nucleotide-excision repair, DNA gap filling; base-excision repair, gap-filling; mitotic cell cycle. Bases 1353 to 1616 code for a protein of 87 amino acids. Lineage: Eukaryota; Viridiplantae; Streptophyta; Magnoliopsida; Rosales; Cannabaceae. Gene Ontology annotation, molecular function: single-stranded DNA 3'-5' DNA exonuclease activity; DNA binding; DNA-directed DNA polymerase activity. The transcript has 5 exons. The record is from RefSeq and is a predicted model, not a curated record. Gene Ontology annotation, cellular component: epsilon DNA polymerase complex.